Paramisgurnus dabryanus is the source of this 1693-nucleotide messenger RNA. RefSeq names its product methyl-CpG binding domain protein 4 (gene mbd4). The record is from RefSeq and is a predicted model, not a curated record. Gene Ontology annotation, biological process: DNA repair. Lineage: Eukaryota; Metazoa; Chordata; Actinopteri; Cypriniformes; Cobitidae. Gene Ontology annotation, cellular component: nucleus. Gene Ontology annotation, molecular function: catalytic activity; DNA binding.
UAGUACUGGAAAUCUUUCAAGAGAAAUUAGAGUAAAGGCGUAUUCUUAACUUAAGACAGUAUUUUAAAUGCGCCUUUGUUAUUAUGCAGAAGAUAAUUACAUUAUUAAACUUAAAGCCUCAUUGCGUGGCUCCGAAGCGCUAGGUGUCGAUAGAAAGCAAAUGCGUGUCAAAGUUACUCAUAACAAUAUGAGGCUUCCGUAUGGUCCGAACGAACACACAAUAACGGUAAAGGUAUUAAUGUUAUUCUUUAAUCGAUUCUUGAAUACAGUGUAAACCGUUCUUGAUCAUGUAAAAGUCGUAAAGUUGAAAUCGUGGUUUGCUGAAAGAAAGCAGAGUUUUGUUCACCUAACAGUACAUCUACUGUUGAAAGUACCAUGGAGCACAGAAAAAUCGCCUAUUUUGAACAAGUACGAAACAGUUGAACGUCACAUUAUAACGUCAUAACAACUGAAGUAUUUUCUGUUAUUCGAUGUGCACCAACAACCCGUGACGGAAAAUGUCAGUGGGUAAAGGCGCGGACGCAGAGCUGCGCAUAAGCAGCGAGGAGCAGACGGCUGCAUCAGCUACUGCAGGUGGUGUGCCUGCAGGCUGGAGGAGAGAGAUGAAAGAGAGACAGAGAGGCAGGACAGCCGGAAAAGUCGAUGUCUACAUCAUCAGUCCUGAGGGCAGGAGCUUCAGAUCCAAGACUCAACUCCACAAUUAUCUGCUCUCAGAAAAAGACAUCAACCUGCAGCUUAGUGACUUUGACUUCACAGCAUCCAGUGACCAAAGGAGAGUGACUCAAGCUAAACAAAACGGCAAACAGAAAAAGGAAAGAAAACAGGAAAUAAAGUCCAGCAUUUUAGUAGAUUCUUCUCUUAGUAUUAGCAUGACAGGACAUGGAGAAGAAAUGGAUGGUCAGGAAGUGGUUGGAGAAAAAAAUGGCCUGAAAGUAAAUAAUUCAGAUCAAACCCAAGAUAAACAUACAGUGACUUUUGAAGCAAGCCUGCCAUCUGUUUCGAAGAGUCAAGAACAGUGUCCUUUAGAGAAUACAGAGGAAAGUGACGAGACAUUUGAAGGAGAUAAAGAGAUGACUUCAGGAUACAUGGAAUCUGAGACAUCUUUUAGAAACACAGAAAACAGGUUAAAUGUAUUGGUGGAGAAACGGAAAACUAGUCCAUACUUCAGUGGAAGGAAUGAUGAUCUAAGUCCGCCAAAGCGUAAAGCCUUCAGGAAGUGGACCCCACCACACUCACCGUACAACCUUGUUCAGGAGAUCCUGUUUCAUGACCCAUGGAAGCUUUUAGUGGCCACAAUAUUCCUCAACAAGACCAGCGGGAAGAUGGCAAUUCCUACACUGUGGCAGUUUUUUGAACGGUACCCAAGCGCAGAGGUGACUCGAGCAGCUGACUGGAGGGAGCUGUCUGACUUGAUGCAGCCUCUGGGUCUCAGUAAACUCAGAGCAAAAACACUCAUCCGAUUUUCCGAUGAAUAUCUAAAUAAAGCAUGGCGGUAUCCUAUUGAGCUACACGGCAUUGGAAAAUACGGCAACGACUCUUACCGUAUCUUCUGUGUGGAGGAGUGGAAAGAGGUUACUCCACAUGAUCAUAAGCUUAAUGACUAUCACACAUGGUUGUGGGAAAACCAGGAAAGAUUAGGGAUCUGAUUUCAGUGAUACUGAAAUGUACUUUAAUAAACCCAUCAUGACGAGCA